This is a messenger RNA of Neopsephotus bourkii (Bourke's parrot), 742 nucleotides long. RefSeq names its product mitochondrial ribosomal protein L57 (gene MRPL57). Gene Ontology annotation, biological process: mitochondrial translation. The record is from RefSeq and is a predicted model, not a curated record. Gene Ontology annotation, cellular component: mitochondrial ribosome. Lineage: Eukaryota; Metazoa; Chordata; Aves; Psittaciformes; Psittacidae. The coding region runs from base 268 to 579 and encodes 103 amino acids. Gene Ontology annotation, molecular function: structural constituent of ribosome. The transcript has a single exon.
AUCUCUGUGAUGUCAAUGUAAGGAUAACUGAGUGAACUCUUUAGCUAAAUAAAAGAUUUCCGUUUCCCUUUUCUGGUCUUAAGUUUCCAGUAUGCAUUUCCACCAUUGUACUGCCUACAUGGUUGUGAGUAUCAGGUUCUGCACUUCACAACAGUCAGUUUAAAGGCAGUGGAGUGUGUGCAGGGUUUUAAAUUUUUCUGGUUAAAUUUUUAACGUUUGUCCCUAAGAUAAUGAGUAUUUUAUGUUUUGUUUCUGUUUUCAGGCGUAAUGUUUUUAACAACGGUCUUAUUCCGAAAGAGAAUUCCUGGAAACCAAUGGAUUGGGAAGUACAGGCGACCAAGAGUGGUUACCCUUGCAAUGAAGCAAGCAAUGAUUCAAAGGUUGGAAAUUGAAGCAGAGAAUGAAUACUGGCUGAGUCGACCUUACCUGACGCAGGAACAGGAGUACAAACAUAACACAGAAGAGAGACAUGCAAGAUGGGAGGCUUUCAAAAGCCGGGCGAGAGCCAAGUUGCCUGAGCACAGAUACAUCAGCGAUGACUUAAACCACCUAAAUGUGACAAGAAAGUGGACAACUUGAAUAAUACAGCAUAUUUGUGUUUGGCAUGUAUUACGUGCUGUCGUGGCAUCUGAUGCUGUACCUAUUAUGGUAGUUUUGUAAUUCAGUGUAAUACAGGUGGAUGGCAAAUGAGCCUCUGCUGUGGUGUACAGAAUCUCAUUAAAUCAAGGCCUGUGGAACAGUG